AUGAGCAGCUUCUUCAACCGCAUAGUCAAGUAUGUCACGCUGGGCUCGACCAAGAGACUGGUCGGUCGGGAUCUCGAUGGGAACAAGUUCUACGAGCUACCAGCUGCUAACGGUGGAAACAUGAAGCGGGUCGUCGAGUACAAGGUGACGAGAGACAUUGCCGACUACACUUCGGGCGCGCAGAGGCUACCCGUACAAUGGACGACCUGGCUUUCACAUACCCGCUCCGAUCCCCCAACCGAGGCCGAGCUGCUCGCUGACCGAUCCCGCCAGACCCGCCUUGGACCCAUGAUCGCCGCCAUCGAAGAACGCGAGCGGGAAGAGCGGAUACGGCAGGGAUACCUCCCAGCUCCCGGGUCCGGGGAAGACGGCCAGUCCGUCGGCCAAAUCGCUGGACCCUCAACAGCGAGACAUUCCGGGCUUCGAUUUGGUCAGGGCGCGGAGCAACGAUCAGGGAACGCACAGGCGAGGGUGAAUACCGCGCCGUCGUUCGUGAGGGGUCUUCAAGCGGGGGAGAGGGGAAAGAGUCCAAAGCAGCAGGGGGUGGUGCAGACGGUCGGCGAGGCUCGGGGUGCGCUGGGAGCAGAAAGGCAGGGAUCAUCGGCGGAGGCGUCUUCGUCGUCUCAGGCCCAAGGACAAUCCUCGAGCGCUCCCUACCCGGUCCCGACGCCCGAAACACCUGGCGUCGCUCCGCCUUCACGUACUGUCGACCCCUCGGCACACUCUUCACCUGAGGAGCUGCGUAAAUUGUCCGAGGAAGAUACGAAGCGGCGGAUCAGGGAGAGCGAGCGCAAAACACCGCCAGCGCAAGCGGAGCCAGCAGGGUCGGCCUCGGAUGGAGUACAGGGAGUGACGGGUGGGAGUGACUUCAAGCCAAGGAGAAGGGGCGCAUGA
Molecule: messenger RNA, 894 nt
Organism: Dioszegia hungarica
Lineage: Eukaryota; Fungi; Basidiomycota; Tremellomycetes; Tremellales; Bulleribasidiaceae
Exons: 5
Coding region: 1-894 (297 amino acids)
Biological process (GO): mitochondrial respiratory chain complex I assembly
Cellular component (GO): membrane
Source: RefSeq, a predicted model, not a curated record